Messenger RNA from Penicillium egyptiacum, 4206 nucleotides. Lineage: Eukaryota; Fungi; Ascomycota; Eurotiomycetes; Eurotiales; Aspergillaceae. The record is from the annotation of a GenBank genome assembly.
AUGGUUAACAGCCGGACGCUUUAUUUGACUUCAAUGUGGUCACUGGAGGAUCGAGGGAUCCCGGAAAUCGGAGACAAGCUCAAGGCAUUGAAUCCUGAUUCUUCGAUCAAGGUCGAAUAUCUACGUGAUAGACAUGUGGGUUUGUACGCUGUUUACAAUGGUGGCUUUGCUAACCCUACCCAGAUCUUGGUUGUCACCGGUCAGUUCGAUGAGGAAUUUGAUGUCCAAAUCACGUCCCUACUUGCAAAUUAUAUCGAAGAGCAUCGUGAUGAUGAUCUACUUGAGAUGCCGAGAGUUCGUCAACUUCCGAUCUCGACCUACUUCGAUCCCAAUCCCCUCCCUGGCUACGGCAGUGAUGCGCAGCCAGAGCUGGAAACCCUAGUGGAGGAUAUUAUGCCGACACAAACCACUAACGACGGACCCAUUGUCAAGUUCUGGUAUCCCUCGCAGGCGGGAUUGGGUCCCAUCUCUCAUGACUCGGGCCCUCUCCUACUUCGUAUUUCCAAAAUGACGAAGACACAAAUUAAAGUGCAGGGAGCUCGAGGGCUCCGCAUUUCUGCACAACACAUGGACCACAUCGAUGGGGCGAUGGAUAUACUCGACUCCCUUGAAGAAUGUUUGGAUCUCAUUGAGAACCCAAACCGAGGGGUAAGUAUCUUCGCUCCAAAGCGGGAAAACGCUACCUUUCGCAUCAUGCCAUAUUCACAGGUCAGUGCCACUGCCUUGUGGCGCAUUUUAAUCGACCGAAAUGCCUCACUUCGUCUCCCAAAGAUAAUGACCCUGGUAGUCUGCGAAUUCGACGAGUUCGCCAACGAAUUCCGUCCACUUCGCAAACUUCGGCAGCCGCCGCAAGUGGCUCUGAAUGAUGCGAGAAUUACUCGAGACUGGGAAGACUAUCAUUUUCUAGAGAUUGGUCGGAAAACCGAUCCCCUUCUAAAGGAAAUUGGCCAGCAUCUCGCGCCUAAAAGUGAGACCUCUCAUGAGAAGAGCGAUGCUCGGCACCCGUAUCUUUCUACUGGCAAGGCAAAAGAUGUCGACAAAUGGAUCUCUCGGGGUGUCUCUAAACGGCCAUUGGCAACCGAAGGUUAUACAAAAAGAUCACUGGAAGACGAACCCGCCUCCCCUAAGCUUGUUGCGCCCCAGCCUGAUUCCAGCGUUUCUGUGCCACUGGACCGGAGACAGUCUGGUCCAUUCAAGCCCAAUCCCGCAGGCGUCAAAGGACGCGUGGUUAUGCUACCAGAUCGAACUGUAGCACCCUCUAGCCAGUCUCGACAAGAAAAGCCAAUAGAAACCCCUCAUGGCGCAGGUACCUCCGUGUUUGGCAGACUCAGCUAUGUGGAGAGAAACAGGGAGCAACAGGUACCCAGUUCAUCUGUCUCAAUGCCUCAACAAAAAGAACCCGUUAGUAUCCCUCGCAGCCCGACUGACUGCACUGCUCCAAAUGCAGCUCCCAAAACGUCGGGAACAAAGUCUGAGGCAACAGGUCCUGCCCCUUCUACCUAUUCUACCUCUACUCAGGAACCAAAGUCAAUUACCACCCCUCGUCUUGCAGUUCCAUCUGCCUCUCUGAAUGCAACCCCCACGCAGCCGGGAGACACGUCAAAUGCAACUGAUUUGCCUAUCUGUCCCGCUAACCAAGCAGCAAAGCUGAGCACUCUGCGCCGAUCAAUUCGCUCUAGUUCUCCAAGCGUCGACAAGGCCCGGCCUCUCGGCAUAGUCGAGUCAAUGAAUUUGCAGGUGAUUACAAGGCCUCCAGCGCGGAGCGUCGAUUCAGUUAUGGGAGAGAUAAAGCUAAGGCUUGAGACGGCCAAGACCACGAAGGAAACCGGAAUAGACGAAGUGUCCAGCAAGCCAAGGAUAACGGAUCAACAGCCAAGCACCACAUCCACUCGGCUGGAUAGCAGCACAGAGGAAACAGAAGACCUCAGUCCCCUGAUUGAUCUUGACUGCGAAGUGACAACCCUCAAUACUGGUUUCCAACACAUUGUUGCGUUCGAUCCGCUAGCCACAGCCUCAUCAAGUGGUGUUCCGGAACAGUAUACAGAUCAACAUGGCCAACUCCAGCAUGGCGAGGCUCCCACCUUUACUGAAACUGGUGAUAUUUUCGAUAUGCCCAAUAUCGAUGAUACAACUAUGCAACCUCGGCUAACUCAGAGCGUCUCUCCUUGUCCUGGGUCAACCCAAGAUCCGAUGAUCCCCCGUGCGACAGCUCCGGCGUCUGUUACUAGUGAGCCCGCCCAAGCAGGGCUCGUUACAGGUGCGCCAUUGCCUGAUUCAGAACUUGCUAUUCCUUGUCAUGAGAGCGACGUAUCCGAAGACAAGCAGAAACCUGAACAGGCCCCUGAAUGCCGCAGCAAGGCCGAUGAAGUAGCAAUGGAAUACCUUCUCCGGCAGAUCAAAGACAAUCCUGCCCCAGAAAUUCCCAGAAUUGAGGAGAUUGCGCUACCUCUUGAUGCUAGCAUUGUUGGUCCUGCACCUCGGGCUUUGUCUUCUAUUUCGCGUGAUAGUGCUCCACGUGGUAGUACUCAGCAACGCCAACACCCUGGUCAGGGAGUUGAGAGAGUGCCUUUUCUUCAUCCUGACCUCAUUGAUAUCUCACCUCACAUGCUUUCUCCUCGCUUGGGUCAUGACUCUUCGCAACAACCCGAGUCCAAAAAUGGCGAGCAAGAUGCGGAAGAAAAGGUUGGCGAAAGCCUGGCUACCUCAGAGGAAACUCAGACGAGAGAAUUCCGCGAGUCAAUGUUCCAUCAGCGGCCUCCCGACAAGGCCUUUCAAUGGGUGGAUGAAGUAACCAAGACAGUGAGGAAGGCAAAGACUGAAGUUCACACUGCUAAUGCCUCGCAGCGGAAGGAAAAUGUUGGAACCAACACAGAGGACAAGGAGAAUAUUCAAGCGCCCAUUUCUAACAUCUGGCAGCGAAGAACAGGAUCCAAACCAACAGAAGCACAGCCACGAAAAAGCACUGCGUUGUCCACGAAGGCGGCUGUGAAAUCAUCGAGGGAAAAGCACAUUCAUGACUUAACAGAAACUCUGUCUCGCUUCCUUCAACCAGUUCUUGAUUCAGUUCGCAGCUUUCCCGGAGCACUGAGUCUUGAAAUCCAGUUCGGGCUUAUGUUCAUGCCCAGUCUGCCAGCUUCAACCAAAGAGAGGGAGAUGAGUUACAGGGAGGUCCACCAGCUGUUCUUCUCUAAGCAUAACUUGACACCACCUCCAAUUUCAUUCUUCCAGCGCUUGACUUCAUCUCCUGCGGACAUUGACUACCUCAUCGACUUGGAAGUCAAUCAAAGUCGCCUGUUCGACCAAAAGUACAGCCACCGAGGCGUAAAGUACGAGUUCUGGUGCCGCGUUGGUUCGAACAGGACCAUUGUUGUUUCAGUUAAUGAAUAUGGAGAUGCUAUGAUCCGCUAUCCUGAGGUCUCGCUGGGCACGGUGCACUUGAGUUUCCCUUCACAAGUCUGGGAUGCAGCUGCCAGAGUACAAGGCUUUAUCGAAUACAAUACGGGGGUCGACCCAGAGCUUGAAGAAGCUGCACGAAUGAUGGCGAAAAGCAUCCGGAUAGAGCCAAACAAUAAACAUCUUCGUAUGCUGGUCCGUCUUCCCUCCGCAUCAAAGAUGAGAAUUGAGAAGGUGUUCAUGGAACGGUGGAGCCGUCACCCUUACCUCUUGCAAAAGAGCAAGGACUUGUUUCUCCAAAUCAGCGAGACUCAAGAACUGCUUGCCACCCCCUCUGUCCUGGAUCCGGGUAUUACUGUUUUGCAGAACGCCCCGCUUGAGAAAAUGGUCAAGGAUGGAAAGCAGUGGUGGCAGGCCUCGAUUGUCAGCAGCAAAGUGGAUGACAUCAUGAAAUCGAAUUCCUUCCUCCAACCUGGUGACCGCAAUGAGUCCUGGUGUGCAACAGAUCUCCUCGGUGCAGACAUCAUGAAUGUCGUUCCCUCUAUUGAGAACCAGGAGCUGAGUACCCUCGGAGCCGAAGUCGGCCAUUCGGGCAUUAGAGCGAUGUUCCAACUUGCCAAAACUGUCGUGGAGAAAAUCGAUGCUGUGGGGUACUGGAACAGAGGUCCUGCCAGUCUUGACAAGCGCACGAACACGUCGAACGACCGCAGCCAGGGUUGUAUAGGUACGGUCAAGGAGUCGUCCACUUACUUGGGGAAAUCAUUGGUGCCCUUGGUUCCGCCAUCUGGGACCAAGGAAAAGCACAAGUGGUGA